This is a messenger RNA of Balearica regulorum gibbericeps (East African grey crowned-crane), 853 nucleotides long. The record is from RefSeq and is a predicted model, not a curated record. NCBI's taxonomy places the organism in Eukaryota, Metazoa, Chordata, Aves, Gruiformes, Gruidae.
GCUUUUUUUUUCCAUUCUCUUCCACAGGCUGGCAACACCAAAUUUAAUCGAGCUAAACUGCUGAAUGUAGGAUACCUAGAGGCCCUAAAAGAAGCAAACUGGGACUGUUUCAUUUUCCAUGAUGUGGAUCUGGUGCCAGAAAAUGACUUUAACAUUUACAUGUGUGACAAACAACCAAAGCACCUUGUAGUUGGCAGGAACAAUACUGGAUACAGGUUACGGUACCAGGGAUAUUUUGGAGGUGUAACUGCUCUAACAAGAGAUCAGUUUUCCAAGGUGAAUGGAUUCUCUAACAGCUACUGGGGUUGGGGUGGAGAAGAUGACGACCUUCGAAUCAGGGUUGAGAUGCAGAAGAUGAGAGUGGUGAGGCCAUCUGCUGAUGUAGCCAGGUACACGAUGAUCUUCCACAAACGAGACCAUGGUAAUGAGGAGAAUGGAGAGAGGAUGAAGCUUCUACGUCAGGUAUCUAAGACGUGGAAAACAGAUGGGCUGAACUCUUGUUCAUAUAAACUGCUCUCAGUGGAACAUAACCCUUUAUAUGUCAACAUCACAGUAGAUUUCAGCAGGGAGCUGAAGAUCUUCUAAGGGCAGCCACCACUGGUUACAGGAAAUGGCAGCAGAUCAUGUCUGUGGCUGCUGUUGCAGCAGAUGACUCCUGGUACUUUGCUUGAAAGAGUACUUCAGUAGCACAGAAGAAAGUUUUUCUUCACAGUAGCUAAUUGGUUGAGAAUUUCCUUUUGUGAGGACCGGAGAUAGGAACUGACCCAAGGGCCAGGUCCUUGUGUUCUUCUAAGCACUUUCUGCUGGGAUGUUUGCAAAAGUGUCCUUGUUUGGGCUGGUCCACUGGAAGGAC